Podospora anserina S mat+ is the source of this 981-nucleotide messenger RNA. RefSeq lists its product as uncharacterized. Lineage: Eukaryota; Fungi; Ascomycota; Sordariomycetes; Sordariales; Podosporaceae. Bases 1 to 981 code for a protein of 326 amino acids. The transcript has 2 exons. Gene Ontology annotation, molecular function: thiamine transmembrane transporter activity. The record is from RefSeq and is a predicted model, not a curated record. Gene Ontology annotation, biological process: thiamine pyrophosphate transmembrane transport. Gene Ontology annotation, cellular component: mitochondrial inner membrane.
AUGUCAGCCAAACCAGGCGACCGCCUCAAAGAUGAAGGCACCCGCCUCCAAGUCACCGCCGCCGGCGCCACAGCCGGUGUAGUCUCUCGCUUCGUCAUAGCCCCCCUAGACGUAGUCAAAAUCCGCCUCCAACUCCAAACCCACUCCCUCUCCGACCCCCUCUCCACCCGCAACCUCCACGGCUCCCCUAUCUACAAAGGCACCCUCCCCACCCUCCUCUCCAUUUUUCGGUCCGAAGGCCUCACCGGCCUCUGGAAAGGAAACCUCCCCGCCGAACUCCUGUACCUCUGCUACUUCGCCGUCCAGUUCACCACCUACCGCCAAACCACUCUCCUCCUCCACUCCACCCUCGGCGAGUCUACCCUCCCCCCAUCAGCAGAAUCCUUCAUCUCCGGCGCGGCAGCCGGAGCAACAGGCACAACAGCCACCUACCCCCUCGACCUCCUACGAACCCGCUUCGCCGCCCAGGGCAAUGACAAAAUCUACAAGGGCUUCCUCCCCGCCAUCAGACAGAUCCAUCACCAGGAGGGGUACAAAGGUUUCUUCCGGGGGUUAGCCCCCGCCCUGGGACAGAUCAUCCCCUUUAUGGGGACGUUCUUCGCCGUGUACGAGACCCUCCGUCCCAAAUUGUCAAAGCUGGAGCUUCCCUUCAGUUCAGGCGGGGCAUUGACAGGGACGAUAGCUUCUGUUAUUGCCAAAACAGGGACGUUUCCGUUGGAUUUGGUGAGAAAGAGAAUACAGGUGCAGGGCCCGACGAGGGGGGGGUAUGUGCAUAAGAAUAUACCAGAGUAUACCCACGGGACAUUUGGUACGAUGAGGGAGAUUGUAGCGCGGGAGGGGGUGAGGGGGUUGUAUAGGGGGUUGACGGUGAGCUUGGUCAAGGCUGCGCCGGCGAGCGCGGUGACCAUGUGGACUUAUGAGCGGGCGUUGAGGUUUUAUGGGAGUUUUGGAACAGGGGGGAAUAACGUCAAGGGGAUUUGA